This is a messenger RNA of Ailuropoda melanoleuca (giant panda), 1024 nucleotides long. It is a transcript of the gene CATSPERQ, whose product is annotated as catsper channel auxiliary subunit theta. The record is from RefSeq and is a predicted model, not a curated record. The transcript has 7 exons. NCBI's taxonomy places the organism in Eukaryota, Metazoa, Chordata, Mammalia, Carnivora, Ursidae. Bases 1 to 906 code for a protein of 301 amino acids.
AUGGGGUUCAGUGCCCGGGGACUCCCCGCAGAAGGGGUAGUCAACACAACAACCCCUUCUAGAACCCACUGCCCAGAACUUCUAGAACCCAGGCCUCGCCCAGCCUGGACCACCACCUGGUGCUGCCCCUCUGCCUUUUGUCUGAAAGCCGCUCCUUCCUGGACCGCAGCCCUGGAGGCUUUCUUCUCCCAGGCCCCCAAGGGCCGCAUUAGCGGCCUGCCCACGACCUCUGGUGGCAGGCGCUUCCAGCUCUGGGCCCUGGGACUCUUCUGCACGGAGCGCCACCUGGCCAGGCGCCUUAAGAACAACAGCUUCUACCCGUUCACGCAACAGCAGCCCAACGUCUUCGUGCUCGAGUACUACCUGGAUACACUGUGGAAGGGGGCGCUGCUCCUCGUCGUCUGCCUCUUUCUCGUCAGCUUCGGCCUUGUGAGCCAGGUGCUGAACCAGAAAACGUGGGGCUUCCCCGCGUGCGGCGUGGGCGUCGGCCUGUGGCUCAUGAUUUCGUCUUUGCCGCGGCGGCGCCUGGUGCUGAACCACAUGCGGGGCACAUACCACUUCUCCAUCCAGGGCCGCACCGUGUGUCAGGGCCCGAUGCACCUGGUCUACGUGCGCCUGGCGCUCAGCUCUGACGCCUAUGGAAGGUGCUUCUUCCAGUUGGUCCUCUGCGGCCACCAGCUAGAGCCGCUGGUGCUGGUGCAGCUGUCGGAGCGCUAUGAGCAGAUGGAAUACCUGGGCCGUCACAUUGCCCGGAAGCUCAACAUUAACUACUUUGACUGCCUGGCCACGUCGUACCGGCACGUGGUCCGCCACUGGCCGCUGGGGGCCACCUUCAGCCCCGGCAUCGUGCAGCGUAAGACGGGCACUUACGACAAGUGGACCUCCCAGUCGGACCUGGACGUGUGACGCUACAGGGCGCAGCCCCCUCCCCCGCCCCCGCCCCAGGACUGCAUUCUCCCUUCCCUGCCAGUCUCUCGCCUUCACCCCACCGGUACUCUCCCUCUCAAUAAAGCCGUCUCUUGCU